UCCGAAUCAAUAAACUCAUAAGUGGGAUCCGAACCGGAACGUUGUGAGGGUUUUUAGAUCACAACAACAAGUCAGGAACUUUUCUUAUUUUUUCCUCAUAGGAUAUAUACAUUAUAGUAUUCCGUUUAUUGAAUUUGACGUCACAAGACCACAGGUAAACUUCAUUCAGCGGGAUGUAGCAUGGGCGUGUGGUCGGUGAGUGUGUUGACGGCUACAAAAGACGACGUUGCCGGUGGUGAUGUUGUAGAGACAUGAACGCGAGAUGACGCCCAAGGGGUACGGUGGCACCGGGUACGCGGCGGACGACGGUUCGACGGAAACCAGCGACGACUACAGCGUGGAAACGACGUCUGUGGCCAGCAGCAGCGACAACUCCGAUCCAGACUUGCCGCAGUCAAGUCUGUGCUGUCUUCAGGGAUGUCUGGCCACGUCAGCAGUGGGUUUCUCCUUCUUUAUUGCUUUGCCCACAGGUAUUCUCAUGAUAAUAUACGCGAAAAACAACGAAGACACCAGUCUCAUAGCAGUGGGGUCUGUUCUGGCGUGUCUGCCACUCAUCACGUUCCUCAUCCUCGUGGUCGUCUGCCUCAACCGAAACCGGAUGAAGAGAUUUAGCUUACGGAAAAACAAGAUCUGUGCCAAAACGCGGACCGAAGAAUGUGAUAGUCCCACUCAAAAAUACUGAGUUUUGUAACAAUGGGAGCACGGACGGACGUAGGGGUGGGUGGGUGGUAUGGUGCAACGAUACGGAGAAAUGUUGUGGGAUUUUUGGGGGGAUACUGUUAUAUAUUUUUUUUAUUUAAUUUUUAUUAAUGAUUUGUUUCAUUUUAUUGUUAUUCAAUUUUUUUCGUGUUUCUCCCCCACCCCCACCCCCUUUUUUUCUUCUCUUUUUUUCUUCUCUUUUUUUUGACAUUUCCAGAUGGUGUUCACCUUUUAAUUUUUCCGAUCAAUCAUACCAUUUCCCCGCCCCCUUUCACCACCACCACAUACUUCAGCAAAAAACUACAAUUUUGUAUUUAAAUUAUUUUCUAGAGAUGUAGUCAGCAAAAGCUGCAAUUUUAUAUUUAAAGUGUUUGCUAGAGAUGUUUCCGCAAGCCCGUCAUCCCAUUGCAUGUAAAUAUAUACCUUUUUAAAAUAAUAUGUUAUGCAUAAUCAAAUAUUAAAUUGCUGCAAGCUUA
This is a messenger RNA of Gigantopelta aegis, 1175 nucleotides long. RefSeq lists its product as uncharacterized. The coding region runs from base 263 to 682 and encodes 139 amino acids. NCBI's taxonomy places the organism in Eukaryota, Metazoa, Mollusca, Gastropoda, Neomphalida, Peltospiridae. The transcript is spliced from 4 exons. The record is from RefSeq and is a predicted model, not a curated record.